Brachypodium distachyon (stiff brome) is the source of this 1957-nucleotide messenger RNA. RefSeq names its product anthocyanidin 5,3-O-glucosyltransferase. The coding region runs from base 145 to 1602 and encodes 485 amino acids. The transcript has a single exon. Gene Ontology annotation, molecular function: UDP-glycosyltransferase activity. The record is from RefSeq and is a predicted model, not a curated record. Lineage: Eukaryota; Viridiplantae; Streptophyta; Magnoliopsida; Poales; Poaceae.
GGAUUGCUCAGAUUAGUUUGCGGGCACCUUAAAUUUUCUCCCAAGGGAAAGAACCAAGAGAGAACGCAGAGGCAACGCGGAGCAUUUCCGUCGCCUUCUCACCCGUGCAGACAGUUCCUGCCAGGCCAUUUCCACCCUCGCAAGAUGACCACCGCAAACAACAGCCACGCCGACAACAAUCCAAAGAAGCUUGUGGUCAUCUACGCCCCGGCGGGCCUGACGGGCCACUUGGUCCCGGCGGCGGGGCUCGGCAAGCUACUCGCGGCGCAGGGUCUCGACGUGGCCGUCGUCCUCGGCGGCGGGGAGGCUGAUCAAGCCAGCGACGAUCCAUUCCUCGCAGGCGUCGCGGCCGCCAAUCCAUCGAUGUCCGUCCACCGUCUCCCCCAUGCCACGCUUCCCUCCGACAUGCCCGCGGACGCUCACGAGGCUAAGAUCUUCGAGCUUGCGCGCGCCUCCAACCCGGACCUCCGUGACUUCCUCCGGUCCGCGUCCCCGGCCGCUCUCGUCAUCGAUUUCUUCUGCAGCAGCGCCUUCGACGUCGGCGCCGAGCUCGGCAUCCCGACCUACUUCUUCCUCACCACUUGCAUCGCCAGCGUCGCCUUCUGUCUCUACAAUCCAGUCAUCCAGGGGCAGAUGAAUCUGAGCUUCCGUGAUCUCGGCGGCGGUUUCGUGCACGCACCGGGAUUGCCCCCGAUGCCGGCAGAUCACCUCGCCGCGUCUGUCCUCGACCGCGACAGCAUGGGCAAUAAGCUCUUCCUGGCCUUGGCGGAGCAGUUGUGCGACUCCCAGGGCGUGAUCGUGAACAGCUGCCACUCCUUGGAGCCGCGCGCUGCGGAGGCCAUCGUCUCCGGCCUUUGCACUGCCCCCGGGCGUCGAACGCCGCCGCUGUACUGCAUAGGUCCACUGGUGAAGACCGAGGAGGUCGGGACGAAGAAGCGCCACGAAUGCCUCGCAUGGCUCGAUGGCCAGCCCAAGGCCAGUGUGGUGUUCCUCUGUUUCGGCAGCAUGGGGCGGUUCAGCGCCGAGCAGAUCAAGGAGAUGGCGGCGGGGCUGGAGGCGAGCGGCCAACGGUUCUUGUGGGCCCUGAGGCGCCCGCUGCCUAGCGACGAGCACAAACAGGACAACAACGACAACCACAUCGACGCGCUGUUCCCAGAAGGAUUCCUGCAGCGGACAAAGGACAGGGGGCUGGUGCUCACGUCGUGGGCGCCGCAAAGGGAAGUUCUGGCCCACGGCGCGUUGGGCGGGUUCGUGACGCACUGCGGGUGGAACUCGGUGCUGGAGUCCGUCAUGGCGGGCGUGCCGAUGCUGGCGUGGCCUCUGUACGCGGAGCAGCGGAUGAACAAGGUGUUCUUGGUCGAGGAGCUCCGGCUGGCCGUGGCCAUGGAUGGGUACGACAGGGAAAUGGUUGAAGCACGGGAGGUCGCAGCGAAGGCGAGGUGGCUGAUUGAGUCCGACGGAGGGAGGGAGCUCCGGCAGCGGGCGCAGGAGGCCAUGCGGCGGGCGAACGAGUCUCUGAGCGACGGCGGGGAGUCCAAAACAGCGUUGCUGAACCUUGCGAUAAAGUGGAAAAACGCUCCCGAGAAUGGAAUCAGCAAGUGAAGUCAAAGUCAACCCGGCUGCUUGCUUUCAAAUGUUACAUGCGCAUGCGCUAGGCGCGAUCGAUGCAUCUAGUAGAAUAUUUUUACUUUUGAAAGCGAGUGCCCGUCUCUCCAUCAACAUGAAAUUGUUACUGUGUCAUUUCCAUUUUGUAAGGUGUCAUCGAUUUGAGAAAUAAAACAUGGGUUACUCCUAAUAAAUUAUACUACGAGUACUCGUAGAAAUCAAGAUCCCGGAGACCCGGAUGCUCAAGGAAGUAUCCAAUGUAUAAUUUUUCUAUUUCUUGGUCGACUCGUUACCCGUCUGAUUUGUAAUCAAGUUUUUUUUUAUAAGUGAAAUCAAGAUUCCUGUGUGCUGA